Molecule: messenger RNA, 4298 nt
Organism: Zonotrichia albicollis (white-throated sparrow)
Lineage: Eukaryota; Metazoa; Chordata; Aves; Passeriformes; Passerellidae
Gene: IQCK
Product: IQ motif containing K
Molecular function (GO): protein binding
Source: RefSeq, a predicted model, not a curated record
GGGCGCUGCCGGAGCCGUUGCCGUGGUGACGAUCGGGACGCGGCCAUGGCGGAGGGCGGGCACGGCGCAGAGCAUGAAGAGGAACAGCCUCAAAUUUCAGAUGAUCCUCAAUUAAAACAAGAUCCUGAAUCAAAAGAAGAAUCAGUGCCUUUGGAAGCAGAAAUUCCUGUGGAACAACUUUUUUCUGCCCCUACACCCCAAUAUCUGCCACCUGUACUUGGGGAAACUCCCCCUGGAGACCCCCCUGAUCCAAAAAAAUGUUCUCCUCGAGAAUUCUUGGAGUUUUACAUCUUCCCAGUGCUCCUGCCAGGACUGGCUGCACUUCUGCAUGAAGUAGAGAAGGAGAAGUGUUUGGAGGAAAAAAGAACCAAAUUUAUUCCCACUGAUUUCCUAACUGAGUGGUUAUACAACAAUAAUCCAAAGAGGAAAGAUGAGUCAUUCACAGAAUUGUUUUCCAUUCCUUUUGUUAAGGACUGGCUAAAGGACCAUCCUAGACCACCAGUUCCUCUAUCUCUGCUUCUAUCAGAAGAAGAAGCAAGCAUUCUAAUCCAGUCCUUCUGGAGAGGUUAUCGGGUUCGUUGUGACAGUGAAAUACAAGAGCUCCGUAAGUGGCAAAAGAAGCUGAGAGAGGAGAGGUACAUUCAUGAUGUGGUGAGAAAAUUCUGGGCUAAACAGGAAGCCAAAGUGGGAAGCAAAUCAGAAGAGCUGGACUAACGUACACAAAAUCCUUCAUCAUCUCAAUUUUAGUUUCCUCACUAAAAUUGCAAAGCACGGAGCUCAUGGACUUUGUGGUACUGAUUUAGAAACCCUUUUAGCAUUAAAGUUUUACAUGUAGGGUAUUGUAAAUCAAAGGCAGGUUAUGUAAGGACCCAGCAGGCCAAGACAAAAUUCAGUCUUGGUCUAAGUGAGCACAAUUCUGUUAAAACAGAUGGAAUGGUGCACAUCUAGCCAAAAAUGUUGAAUCUGUAUUUAUCUUGUGUUCCUGAAUGCUCACUUAAACCCUUUUCUGACAGGAACAAAACUCUGGAUGAAAUUAAAUGGGGUUCUAUCCACAUGUAGGCAAGUGUUAAAUCUUCAUUUAUCAUAAACUGGACUUCUGUGACUCCUGCAGAGCUAUGACAAUUUACACAAAUCCAGGCUCUGUUCAGAAUGGUCUAAUUUGCAGAAAUGCUGUGCCCCUGCAAUUCCAAUGAGAGCAAUGAGAGCUGGGGUUGCUCUGCAUUUCUGCAGGGGAGAAAAGUCAAAGGCCCUUUUGUUACCACUUAGCACAUGUGCUGGGAAAGUGUAGAAUUAAGAUCCCAGUGUCAGCAUUUUCAGCAAUCUUAUGCAGGCUACUUACUUUUAUCAAGUCCAAGCACAGUAAAAAUCAGAUUGGGCCCCUUGCUAAGGAACCCUGAUUAUUUUUUUUAACUUAGCCCUGUCAAGCACAGUCCUGUUUAUGCCUUUAUAAUUUCACAAUUAGAGAAGAUAGUAGCAGAACUACAAAUAAUUCCAUGUAAGCCAAAGGUGUAGUUGUUUUGACUGAACACCUAAUAAAACCACUUGCUGUGGGUCUACAUGGAUUUCUUCCUUCACUUGCACAGACUUUGUCUUCACUCUUACACCAGUACCCACCCCUUGGGUGUGCUCCUGGUUGGUGAUGAUGGUUCUUACACCAGCUCUGGAAAAUCGAACCAUUUGAAGAAAAACUCUCAUUCUGCACUUUUCAAACGCGGCUGAAUUCUUCUGUCCUCUCCUUUUCACAAGCAAUUGAAUCAGAACAGGAAACUGCUGAGCCAACAAGGGAAAAAAGCAUCCCUUUUGUGUUAAGAGUUUGGCUGCUGAGCUCCUUGUCUGGCUCCUGGGUUUGAUAGGUGCCAGAGCCCAGGGUAAGUGUGGGAAUGUGGCCAGAGGUAGAGGAAUGUGCUUUAGGAGCCCUUUCCUUCAGUUUAACAUUGAUGAACUGCACCAAGGAGCAAUUCUCUCUGUAGCAGUGCUCACUGCAAUGGAAAAAAAAUCUGUGUGGAUUUUAAAACCAAGAGGACACAACCAUUGUAAGUAAAUAGUAAAGCCUUUAUUCUCGUUAAGAACAGCAUUUUGAAAAUAAAACAUUUGCCCAUGCUUUACAACCUUUGUAGUUUUGUAUACUUAUGUACAGUCAUCAUGGUACACAUUGAUUGUCUUGAAAACCCUUGAAAGAUGUACUUAAUAAGAUACCAGUAUGCAACAAUCAGCAGGAAAAAGGGUACGUUAUAAAACACACGUUAAUACAUUUAAUAAAUAUAUAUUAUCUAUCAAAAAUGAGCUUUAGCUCUCAUCAAUUAAUAAAAAGCACCUGCUUUGUAAUCCUGUAAGUUGGUAGAAUAAUCCAAUUGUUUUGUUAUAAAAGCUACAAUGCUCCCUUUUGUAUGGCCUUUGGUUAGACCCAAGGCAUCGAGCUCAGACAAAGCCAAGCAAGGUGCCUGUGUUUAGAAUAAAAGCAGAAACAGCUCAUUCUAAAGUAUUUCAUGUACCUUGUUUAUAGAAGCAGCUGGAUGUAUUGAGAGUGUUCUUCUGAAGAUGCUACAUAUUUUCUGGCAAGUGUCAAAAUCAAACACCCUCAACCCAUCUGAAAGCUGGACAGGAUCUGUAGGACUUUGAAAUCUUUUCCUGCCAUUGAUCAAAGCUGGUCAUUUUACAUCUUGUUUUGCUAAUAGAUGCUUUUGUCAGAUGCUUUUUGAUUUCAUUUUUCUUCAUGGAAACACCAUGAGCACGUAACCAUCAAGGGACAACAUAGUAGCUUUUAUAGUAUAAAAGCUAAUUAUAAUCAGGAGAACUGCGAAAGGCUUGUGCUUAGUUACUUAUUCAUGUUGUUCACAGAUGCUCUACAUUCUAGAAAACUUUCAAAAAAGGCAAAAGUAAAUACUGUAACAAAAAUAUAAGUUAACAUAAAGGUGCCUUUCUUCAAUUACAGUUUUAUUUUGGGGCAUUUUACAUCACAGACUAGUGACUUACAAAAAAAAGUUGCUCAUCACUAAUUGUAAAAAGUUGGAAAAUAAAGACCCUCCUAAAUCUAUUGCCACACAUUCACCACCACACAUGAAACCCAAUCCUGCUAAUUUUUAAUUCAGUGAAUAUCCACAUGACUAAGCUGGUGAGACUCAUCAUGUGAAUUGCAGUUUGUAAGAUCUGGCCAUAUCUUUGCAUAAGCCCUGAAAUCCCAAACAACUUCAUCAGAAGCAGGAUUGGGAACUCUAUUUAUCAAUUCAGUCACAUCUAGAAAAAGAAAAAGAAAGUUUCUUAAGAUAACUAUGUCUUGUAUAGUUUUUGUCAAAGGUCUGUAAAAUGUGUAUUAUAAUUCAUAAGUCUUGGUUGUAGCAUGAUAAACUCUUUAAAAGAAACCUGUCCUACCAUUUAUGCCAUGGUCAUCUUAUAUGUUUUUAUGCUAAGAGUUUUAUAAGGGAUUUUUUUUCCUAACUUUUUUAAAAGCAAAAUUCUGCAGGCAAGUGAUGGUAAUAGUUUUUUUAUUGUUCCAAAUUACGUGUCUUCUGGGUGGCUAUCAUUAUCUUAAAUAUUAUCUUAUUUGAUCAAAGCUCUGCUCAUAACAAGCAAAAUGUAUUUCUAAGUCACUGGAUAGCAUGCAAUAUCCACCCCUACCCUACUUGGUUACUAAGGCCAUCUAGUUACAUACAAAAUGAAAUAAAGGAUCCCUACAACAAGCACAUGCUUCCUUUGCCUCGAGGAGGGAGGGCAGGGGGGAGCUGACAUACUCCUUCACUCAUGCAUGACAGAAAAACAUUGCUUCUGGAGGAGAAGGGCUUUGAAAUAAAACCCCAUAAGAUGAUCAUGGCAAGAAUGGCAAUAGAUAUUUUUCCAUAUAUAUAUAUAUACACAUAUAUCUGUGUGCAACACUUAGGGACUGGUCUUGCAGCCUCUGUACCUUGUGUAGACCUACUGGUGUCGAUGGGGCUACUCGUGGGAGUACAGGUCUGCAGGACUAGGCUCUAAUUCAGUAGAAAUGGAGGUACAUGAGGAAUCAGGAAGACUCUUGAAAAAUAAAAAGCUUGUCUUUCUUCUGCAGUAUACAGCAAGUAACUUCUCUCUGUGAAGCUACUAAGCUAUUCAGUUAUUUGUACUUUUUAUUUUUUAGUUUGAAAAUAUAUAUUUUUAUUACAGCAUAUGCAAAGUUUAAUUGUUAUAUGUUUCCUAUGCCUUCAAGUAAAAACAAUUAGCUUUUAGUAUUGAGGAAAGCUAAGAUUAACAUUGGCCAAACAGUGAGGAUAGAGUGAUGUUUUCAAUGUCCGAUAUGUAUUAAAUGUUAAAGAAAGGAAUGAUUGCUU